AUGACGUCCAAACUUCCAUCCAUCUUGAGCGCGACCGAGGAGGAUAUCCAGCUUUUGCUGGCUGCCCAAUGCCAUAUUGGCACCAAAAACUGCGAUAAGCAGAUGGAGCCUUACGUCUGGAAGCGACGUGCCGAUGGCAUCCAUAUCCUCAACAUUGGCAAGACUUGGGAAAAACUCGUUUUGGCCGCCCGAAUUAUCGCUGCUGUUGAGAACCCCAACGAUAUCUGUGUCAUUUCCGCCCGUCCCUACGGUCACCGUGCAGUCCUCAAAUUCGCCGCCAACACCGGUGCUCAGGCUAUCGCUGGUCGCUUCACCCCCGGUUCCUUCACCAACUACAUCACCCGAUCAUUCAAGGAGCCCCGUAUCAUUAUCGUGACCGAUCCCCGUGUUGACCACCAGGCCAUCCGAGAGGCUUCCUAUGUCAACAUCCCCGUGAUCGCUCUUUGCGACACCGAUGCUCCCUUGCAGUUCGUCGACGUUGCUAUCCCCACCAACAACAAGACCAGGCACUCCAUCGGUCUCAUCUGGUGGCUCCUCGCCCGUGAAGUCCUCCGACUCCGAGGCACCAUCCCAAGAACUCCCGAUGGCUGGAAUGUCAUGGUCGACAUGUUCUUCUACAGGGACCCUGAGGAGGUUGAGAAGCAGCAGCAAGAGGAAGCCGCUGCCAAGGCUGCUGCUGCCGCUGGUGCUGAGGAAGCCCCCGCUGGCUUGUCCGAGUGGGACGUCUCAUCCGCACCCCAAGCCGGCAGCAUCAACCCUGCACUCGUUUCUGGAGAGGGUGCUCUCGACUGGUCCGCCGACAACGCUGGUCCCAGCGACUGGGCCGCCGAUACGACAACCGCCGCUGGAUGGGGUGCUGAGACCACUGGCACUGGUGGAUGGGAUUAAGCAUCCAGGAGCUUGCUUCAUUCUUUGCAUGCAUGAUUUGAUACGGAGCCCUCAUAUGCAUCAAAUUCGACAGUAUGUACAGUUAUGGGCUUAUGAAAAUACGACUCUUUCCAUC
This is a messenger RNA of Coprinopsis cinerea okayama7#130, 1003 nucleotides long. Its product is annotated as 40S ribosomal protein S0. Bases 1 to 888 code for a protein of 295 amino acids. Gene Ontology annotation, biological process: ribosomal small subunit assembly; cytoplasmic translation. Gene Ontology annotation, cellular component: 90S preribosome; cytosolic small ribosomal subunit; ribosome. The record is from RefSeq and is a predicted model, not a curated record. Lineage: Eukaryota; Fungi; Basidiomycota; Agaricomycetes; Agaricales; Psathyrellaceae. Gene Ontology annotation, molecular function: structural constituent of ribosome. The transcript is spliced from 3 exons.